AUGGCAGGAAGGGCACGCUUCUCCCUAGUCACUGGAUGCGGGCAAGGAGGCAUGGGAGAAGCCCUUGUCAGGGAGUUUACGAAACAGAACGUCCGGCCUAUCGCCACUCUUGUGCCUAACGAGCCGACUGAACAUCUUGACCAGGGAGGACUCCGUGAUGGGUUGAAGAAGCAUGUAUAUGCAGUCACAGGUGGUGAUCUGGACAUACUAGUUAACAAUGCGUAA
This is a messenger RNA of Daldinia caldariorum, 225 nucleotides long. RefSeq lists its product as uncharacterized. The record is from RefSeq and is a predicted model, not a curated record. The transcript is spliced from 2 exons. NCBI's taxonomy places the organism in Eukaryota, Fungi, Ascomycota, Sordariomycetes, Xylariales, Hypoxylaceae. The coding region runs from base 1 to 225 and encodes 74 amino acids.